AGAGGAAAGGGGAAAAAAAAAACUCCGCGAGACGCUCGGCAAAGCCGAAGAGGGUUCACGAGUGAACGAACGGACAGUAGGACUUGUUAAAACAACUCAAUUUGGGUGUUAGUCUGAUGGCCGUUUACUGACCCCUACAAACUGACAGUUUUAUCCAGUGGGGCGUUUUUGCUGCAGGUUGUUUACUGCCCUGAGGUAGCACUGUAGAUGUUUAAACAUGUGUUUGCGGUAACAUUCGAGUCGGCGGUACGGCUACAGCCUUCCAGAAAAGUGCCAAUGCUGAGGAAUGGAUGGUGAAGACGGGAACAUGGUGGCCACUCGGGAUGAACAGGUGGAGGGGAACAGCGCGGACACAUCAGCCCUUCAGCAGUGCCAACUUCUCCAAAACAUCAUCGACAUCACCAUCUCCAAUUUACAGGGACUCAGGACCAAGUGCGCCGCGUCCAACGACCUGACCCAGCACGAGAUCCGCACCCUGGAGGUGAAACUGGUGAAGUACAUCAGUAAGCAGCUGCAGUGUAAGCAGAGGGUUCCAGUGUGUGAGCGAUCGCUGGCCCUCAGCACAUACCCACACCUUGUGGAUUGGCUCCAUACCAUUAACCUCAGACCUGAAUUCAUAGAGUCAGUAGCAGAGAAUCUGUCUCUUGAUGCAUUGCUGCAGAUGUCUGGUUCUCAGGUGCAGGAGACCAUGAGGAAAUUGGGCUCCAGUGUUGAUGAGUGCUCCCGCAUCACUGCUGCCCUCUCCUGUCUCAAGAGCACCAGCACCACCUCCACCUCCAGAACUGGGCCUUGGACAGGACGGGAGCUCAAAGAAGACGGAAUUCCCUGGAUCGUAGAACCUGCUCGCUGUGACAUCUCAGCUAAUCAGCUCUCCUGCUUCAGUCAAAGCCCACAACCCUACAGCCCAAACCCAGCUAUUCAGGUUCCUUUUACUCCCACGAUGCCUGGCUCCCAACGUUCUGUCUCUGUUUCUGCUGUAUCCUCUCUGGACUGCCCAACUGGGCCCCAUGCUACCACGUUAUUGAAUGGACUAGGCAACCCUUUCUACUCCUCACCUCAGCUGCUGCGGCACCCACUGGGAACAGUAUCGACACCGCCUCCUACACCGCCCACCUUUAGGAAUGACCUCUUAAAGCCCCCACACACACCACCACCGCCAUCCAAGCUCCGCCAGCUCUUCCCCACCCUGCCUCGUAGCAAGAGCCACACACAGCUCGCCAACCGCAUAGAGGAGCCUUCAAACAAGAAUGUGAAGAAGAAUAAGAUGCUUCUCAAUGUGCAUGUAAAUGUGCAAGAUGUGAGAAAUGGCUUUGAUGAUUCGCCCUCACGAUCACCACUGCUCUCUGUCCCCUCUCCACAAAUUAUUCCCAACACACGCAUCCAAGUGGAAAGUCCAACACUGAAAGACAAAGGAAGAUCUCCACAGGCUAUGAGGAGAGAUUAUGGUCUUACAAUCACACAUAGAUUUUCCACCAAGUCAUGGUUCUCCCAGACGUGUGUGGUGUGUAAGAAAAAUAUGCUGUUUGGUGUAAAGUGCAAACACUGCAAGUUAAAGUGCCACAACAAGUGUACCAAAGAAGCACCCCAGUGCCAGACAAUUCCAAUUUCGAAAAUCAGAAGGACAGAGUCAGUUCCAUCUGACAUUAAUAACCAGGUGGAGCGGCUACCAUCAGCCACACAAUUUGGCACGUUACCAAAGACUUUAAACAAAAAGGACCUUCCUCCACCUGUAAUUCAGCCAGACUCCAGCAGUAACCCCUCUUCUACCACCUCCUCCACACCUUCCUCACCUGCCUUCAGCUCAAGCAACCCACCAAGUGCCACUCCACCAGCAAACCCCUCUCCUAAAGGGCCCAACGAUGGCCGAUUUCACUUCCCAGCUUCCUGCCAUUAUCAGUUCAGACAACAGUUUAUCUUCCCUGAUAUAUCAAGUUCUCAACAUCUGGAUGGCCAUGACUUAGGAGAGACAGAGCAAGUACCGAAUGAGACGAUCACACAGGCAGUGAGGCAAGAAGAAGCAGCUGUGAAUGAUGAUGUGGAUGGUGAAGAAGCACAACAGGAACAUGAAAGACAAGACGAGGCUGCUUCUUAUGGGGAAUCUGAAGGUGAAGAGGACGAACUGGACGACCUGCCCAGCUGCACAAGAUCCUGGAAGGGCCCCAUCUCACGCAAGGUCAGCCAGACGAGUGUAUACCUGCAGGAGUGGAAUGUUCCCUUUGAGCAAGUUGAGCUCGGGGACCUUAUAGGAAAAGGCCGCUGGGGAAAGGUGUACCGCGGACGCUGGCAUGGGGAGGUGGCUGUGCGCCUGCUGGAAAUCGAUGGAAAUAACCAAGACCACUUAAAGCUUUUUAAGAAGGAAGUCAUGAACUACAGACAGACUCGGCACGAGAACGUGGUGCUGUUCAUGGGAGCCUGCAUGAACCCUCCUCAGCUGGCCAUCAUUACAAGUUUCUGCAAGGGUCGGACGCUGCACUCUGUUGUCAGAGAUUCUAAAAGCUCACUUGACAUCAAUAAGACCAGGCAAAUCGCUCAGGAAAUUGUAAAGGGAAUGGGCUACCUCCAUGCAAAGGAUAUCGUGCACAAGGAUUUAAAGUCCAAAAAUGUCUUUUAUGACAACAACAAAGUGGUGAUUACGGAUUUCGGUUUGUUCGGAGUAUCAGGAGUGGUGCAGGAGGAUCGGCGAGAGAAUGAACUGAAACUGCCACAAGGUUGGAUUUAUUACCUGGCUCCUGAGAUUGUACAGAAGAUGUGUCCUGGAAAUGAAGACCUCUUACCCUUUUCUAAAGCUGCUGACGUUUAUGCCUUUGGCACUAUCUGGUAUGAGCUGCAGGUGAGAGACUGGCCUAUUAAAACCCAGCCAGCCGAAGCUGCUAUCUGGUUGCUGGGAAGUGGAGAAGGCAUAAAGAGGCAGCUGGCCCAGAUUAGCCUGGGCAAGGAAAUUACGGAGAUCUUGUGUGCAUGCUGGUCCUUUAAACAUGAGGAAAGACCAAGAUUCUUUCAGCUAGCUGAUUUACUAGAGAAGCUUCCUAAGCUCAACCGGAGACUCUCUCACCCUGGACAUUUCUGGAAGUCUACUGAGUAUGUAUCAUAGUGAUGUGAGCUUGCAUGCUGUCACCCUGCACUGCCUCACUAAAGAGAGCAAGCUGAAGUGAUCUCUUCUCAGUAAUCUUUAAGAGAUAAAUGUGUGUCUGAAUGUGUGUAAAGACUUCUUUAAUUCCUGAGCCUUAUCCAAGAGUCUUAAAUUCGUAAGACAUUUUUAAGGUAAAUCUGAUUUACCUUUAACACAUGGCUUCAAUUCAGAAUUCAGUGAAUUCAUUGCAGCAGAUGGUUUAUUUUUUAAUGAGUUUUAGUUUUAAAUGUGAAUGUUUUAUUUUGAGAAACAGCUGUAUGUUCAGUCUGAGUAAUGUGUUUUUUAGCAGAUGAUUCUCCAUGUAAGGUGCAGAGUACUGUACUCUAUCUAUCUGAAAUUUUCUUCCGCCAGUUAUUUUGGUACAGUAGAAGCAGUCUUCAUACAUCAAAGUCACAUAUUUCUAGUGCAGUUAGUAGAGAUACGACACCGGUAGCAAAAUAAAUUUAGCAAAUUAAAUAUUGUAAUGUCGGUCAGGUUGAGAUUAUGUGUAAGAGGAAGCAGAAGAGAAAACAAUAGCUUUGAUAAAUGAAACUCUUUGCAUUGAUAAUAAAUGUAUUUUUGUAUUCUCUCUGACCUUUCCUUCCCCUAUGUCCUCUCUGUGCCUGGGCCUGGAUCUAUCGUCUUGUUUUUGCCCACUGCUCCUUUUUUACUGUCUGGGAUAAACCACCAUUCUUUCACUGUGCUACAUCUCAAAAUUCAACCCAAAUCCUCCAUCUUCUUUUCUUUGUCCAUCUGUUUUUGUUUCUUUUUAUGUCCUCCAAUUUCUCCUUCCCACAACAAUCACGUCUGUCAUUUGUGGCUUCCCUCUGCGUCCAGCUCUUGGCAUCAUCACUGUCUGCGGGAACACUGUAGCCAGGGAAUGUGCUCUCACUGCCCCUACAUAUACAGAUAUGAUAUUUAGUGCACAGCUUCAGCACAUGUGAGCAUGGCUGGUCCAUUAAAGGAAUGUGGUGUUUGAAAUUUACUUCAGAAAACAAGCUUUAUUUACACUUGUAAACAUUGCAGUCAUCUAGGGCGAUAUGACAAAAUAUCAAUAUUGCAAUUUCAACAAUUAAGGCACAGUACAAUUUUUUUACAUGGUUAAUUUGAUAAAUAAUGUUUUUUUUUUAAUUGGCCAAUCUGAGUAUUGUGAUUUACAUGAAUGAUGUAAUGAAUUUGAUAUGAUUACAAUAAAAUAUGUAGAAUUACACUUUUAAAUUGUAAUCAUUAAUAAUUCUACAACACUGACCAACGCCACUGUAAGUUAGACUGAAAAGUAACUGAAUGAAUAUUAAAAUUUUCUGCCUUGGUCCUUUUUAAAUAUUUAUUUUUUUAAUUUUUAGGAGUCAAAAGCAUAAAAAUCAAAGCUUUCCUUAGUUUCCGCAUUAUACAUUAUAACUAAAUAUCAUAACAUAUUGCAUAUCAUCAAGACAUUUUCAAGUAUCAUACUAUACCAGGAACACUGGGAACACACACUAUAUAUAUUUAUCUAUAUAUCUCUUCUAUUUGGUAUCUUUGCCAUAUUGCCCACCCAAAAAACACCACUUUAUUGUAUUUCUCAUUCAUGUCUAACGUUGAUUAGGCUUGUGUGAUGAUGUUUUUUUUCCCUGCUUGCCAUUUACCAUUAAAAAUACUGACGUUAAACUGUUUUAAUCGUCCCGUUCCCCCUUAAAAAAGACAGGAAACUGAGGAUUUUCACAAUUUCAGGUUCGAUUACAGUAUGGGAGGGUGUUGUAAUAAUUCUAGCUGUGCAGUUGGAAGUUGCUUUAGCUUUAUGCUUUAGCAAUUGCCUAAACCAUGCUGUUGAUUAUAAGGUGAUUCUACAAUAAUGUCCAAUUAAAAAAAAAAAUUCAUUCCAAUCCUUUCACAAUUUAGUUGUCUAUAGGGCUGACAUGAAGAAUCCAAAACAGCAGAUUGAAUCACUUUCAUCAGCAUCAUUAAACUAGUAAAAUCUUGAAUUUGAGACACUGCUAUUUUUAGGUCAAAGUAUUUUCUUUAAUCAUUUUUUGCUUUCUGUUGAAAACACAAAGCACCUUUUUUUGACCAUCUUCAGGUUAAGUUUUGUAGUGCCUUCCUAAAUAAAAAGAUUUCUCUUGUCAAAUGAAGGUCAAACAUAUGUUAAUAGAUAUAAUUUCAUUUUAAUAAACUCAAAACCUUCACUUAAAUUGAAAGAAGGGUGUCUGUCAAUAUCAGAGAGCUCAAAACACGUGCACACAUCAUUCCAAAAGGAUGUGUCAAAAGUCUUAUUCUCCAUUUUAUUGGAGGAGAAAACAAAUUGUCUUUUGGUGUAUUUUUGAAAGUUACCUCAUAUAGAUGUUUUAGUUGGGUAAAGUAAAAUGGGUAAAGGGUGGUUAUAAUAUGGAUGUUUAACACUGGAUGUUUUGGCAGCGGAAAAUCAUUUCGAGAAAAUUAAGAAGUUAUAUCACACAAACCUCUCAUUGAGAUAUUGGACAUGUAUGUAACUUUUACAUUUGUUUCUAUAGAUGACAGUGUUCUAAUUCAAGAUGGUUUCUGUUCAAUUAGCACCAAUAUCUGAUUUGUUUAACUUGCUAUAUUCCAACUGUCUGUGUUUCUCUUCCUUCUCCUAUGGCCAGAGCUAGCUGAUCAUAAACUGCACAGAGAUCUCUGCUGAUAAUUUUCUAUCUAAGAAAAAAUGGAUCAUUUUGUAAAACUCUUGCAUAUGCAUGCCUGCCUGUUCCUGCUUGCUAUCCUUGGGUAAGAGAUCUAAAACUAAUGAUGCUGCUGAUCCCUUAUUCAUGCUUUAGUGAAGCUGUCAAAGCUAGCAGUAAACAUGCCUUAUCUUAUUUGUAAAUCUCAUAAUACAGUCUUGUACAGUACAAUCUUUAAUGUAAAGUUUGGGUAAAGCUGUCUGCACUUUAACUGGAAAUUCUGUGGAAUCCUGUUGUCAUUCUUCUCACGGUCUGCAAAUAAUGAACCGAGGCAAAGUGAACUGAAGUGAGAAGGUGGGGAAAUGGAGUGUUUGUAGGAAUGUGUGUUUGUAAAUGAUUUCUACUUUAUGUAAAGCAUGUCUUCAUGGUAAAUUUGGAGCGUGGAAUGUUCAGAGAAUUGUACUGGCACAGAAAUGUGCACUUAAGAGGGAUUUAAAACGGUGGUUGGAAAUGCAGAUGAAACUUUUGCUUGUAUUAAAGUAAAGAAAAGCAUAACUUUUAUGUGAUAUUGAAUUUGUAGAUAUUGUCUUUAUUUAAUAUACAGCCCGGCCUCCUAUUAUUUGUACAAACUUUUAUAUGAUUGUUUGUCAUUACAGCAUUUGGAGUAGGUACUUUUAUUCCGGUUUUAUAGAUAUUAACAUAAGUAUGUUGUAAAACACAGAAUGUACAUUUUUAACUGGUUCAGUAUGUAUUUUAAUGGAUUUAAGAAUGUAUCUUUGUACAGUAUGUUUAAUGUGUUGGGAUAGUUUAUUUCAUGUUGUCUUUAACCUUAAAAAGCAAUAAAGCCUAAUUUGUUAGUGUUUAUGAAUGCCUUUUUUGAAUGGGAACGAAGCUGUGAUUUACUGGGAAAUUCUAAAGUGCUCAUGAAUGUCUUUGUACCUGUUUGGGCAUUAACAUGGAUAAAACAUAAUAAUUUGUAAAGAGGUACUGUAAUUUGGAUUUGGAUACGCUUACGCUUAUACCUGC
This is a messenger RNA of Hemibagrus wyckioides, 6744 nucleotides long. RefSeq names its product kinase suppressor of ras 1b (gene ksr1b). Lineage: Eukaryota; Metazoa; Chordata; Actinopteri; Siluriformes; Bagridae. The record is from RefSeq and is a predicted model, not a curated record. Gene Ontology annotation, biological process: protein phosphorylation. The transcript is spliced from 19 exons. Gene Ontology annotation, molecular function: protein kinase activity; ATP binding. Bases 287 to 3091 code for a protein of 934 amino acids.